AUGCCUGGAUGUACAGCUUUAAAACCUGCUUCGGAAGUAUCUACGUUACUUGAUAUUUCUAACACUUAUGUUAUAGAAAAGGAUAGCUCAACAAAACUUGGAAUAAAAAGGUUUCCUAAAAAUACUUACUGUGAUGAUGCAAGUUCAAAAAGCGAUUUUUCUGCAGAUUCAAGUAAUAAUUAUGAGCCUUCAAGUGACGAAGAAUCUUUAAACUCGGAAACUGAAAAAGUUGGUCAAGAGUUACCUAACAUUUUAGAGGCCACAGAAUGUAAAGAAAAUUCUCCAAAUAGUAAAAAAGGAAAACAAAAGAUUACGCAGAACUAA
Messenger RNA from Psylliodes chrysocephalus, 324 nucleotides. The record is from the annotation of a GenBank genome assembly. NCBI's taxonomy places the organism in Eukaryota, Metazoa, Arthropoda, Insecta, Coleoptera, Chrysomelidae.